Molecule: messenger RNA, 3228 nt
Organism: Medioppia subpectinata
Lineage: Eukaryota; Metazoa; Arthropoda; Arachnida; Sarcoptiformes; Oppiidae
Source: the annotation of a GenBank genome assembly
CAAGUGUUGUGUACAAUGAAGUCUCAAUUAUUGAAACCUCAAAAGAUGACCACUCCGUGCAGUCCCAGCGAAACGACGGCGUCCAGUGAGACGACCUCCUCGUCCAGUGUCGACGAUCUACAGAUAUCGUACACCAUUGGUGUGACUGAAGGCACGCCAUAUCCGUGCAAUUUCUGUGAUAAAGCAUUCCCGAGACUAUCGUACCUCAAACGCCACGAACAGUACUAUAAGACAGAGCAUAUGCCUCACCUUAACUCUAUACUCAUGGGAUACUGUGACCCAUCUGUCCCCACCCGGUUUGUGCCCUUAGUUAUGCAUAGCUCGCACCCCAACCCCUCACCAAAUGCAUUGGCGAUGGGUUGGAGAGAAAAAGAUAUACAUUCAGACCAAAUGCCCUUUCGGUGCGAUUAUUGUCAGCGACUCUUCAAACAUAAGCGAAGUCGUGACCGACACGUCAAACUACAUACAGGUGAUAAGAGGUAUCGUUGCUGUCACUGCGAGUCAGCCUUUUCACGCAGCGAUCACUUGAAGAUUCACAUGAAAACUCACGACCAGAUGAAGCCCUUCCAGUGCGCCAUUUGUAACCGCGGGUAUAAUACCGCUGCAGCCCUAACCAGUCAUAUGCAAAACCACAAGAGAAAUAAUACCAUCGGCGGCGGCAAUAAUAACACCAAUACUUCUGCACACAAUAUCAAUAUCAAUGGCAACAAUGGAAUCGUUAACAAUAAUAGUGACAAUAAAAAUAUUAAAAACAUGUCUUUAAGUACAACAAACUCAUUGAGACACGAACUCCGCGGCGAAACUACCGGUCCUAAUAAGAUAUCACCGGAUCUGAUGAACAGAAGCGGUUCCCAAUUGAGUCCCAAUAAUAUCAAUGAAUCGCAUUCGGAGUCAACACAAACACAAUUGACGUGCGGUUUCUGUGGAGUCAAAUGUGCAUCACUUGAGACACAUAUCAGACAAACACAUUUACAUCACUUGCUAUUCGCGGGUCUCCUCCAGAACUCCUUCUGUCAGAGCGCAGCCAUUCCUAACUGGCAGUCACUGAUGCCUCCGCCGCCACCCAUUCCCGCUCUCACACCCGUCACAGACUUAAUGCAAUUACACUCCAGUCUUCCCAACGGUUCCACAUCUCCUCCAUCGCCCAAAAAGGCCAAAGUAAGCAAAUCACCGGUGAUUGUGGCGCCGACAACACCGACACCACCCCAACCCUCGCAACUGCCGCUUCUGUGCAAUCAAUGCUCUCCUUCGCCGGCUUUUCACGACUUUGAGUCGUUUCGCGUUCACCUCAAGUCCCAUCUCAUAGCCGCCCAACAGCAGCACCUGAACCACCCGUUGGCCGUCCAUUCGACUCAAUGUCCGCAUUGCGGCCAAACAAUCACAUCCGACUUCGAGACUCAUCUCUUGAACUGUCAUAUGGGAACCGUUACCACCAAUUAUGGCUGUGAGUGCUGUACAAAAAUGUUCAGCAAACCGGAUGAGCUUCAGAAACACUUAAUGGACAUUCACGCACACCAUCUCUACCAGUGCUCUCUGUGUCGUGAUAUGUUUGACAGCAAAGUCUCAAUACAAGUGCACUUCGCUGUCAAACACAGCAACGAAUGCAAAAUAUUUAAGUGUAAUAUUUGUGGCGAAUUCUGGAACAAUGAGCACGACUUCAAACUUCAUGUGAAAAUAGUUCACUUCCAGUCCAACCAUCACUUGUCUCCACCACAGCCACAACUCGCCGCUGCCUUUCCCCUCUUCGGCGCCAAAGCCUACUAUCGGUGCAAAUACUGUGCAGAAGAGUUCAACAUCGAGUACCUAUUGGAGCGACACAUAGAGAUAGAGCACUCGCAUCACCAAAAGUUGUCCUCCAAAGCCAAUUGCAUGGAUCGCAUGGAUCUGUCUCUCAGUGUUAACCAAAUGAGUGGAAAAAUGCAAAAACAGAUCAAAUGUGAGUUUUGUUCAAAAAAUUCAUUCAAAAGUAUUGUUGAAUUGGAAUCCCAUAUAAAAAGCGAACAUAAAUCUCAUAUUAAUAGUAUAAGUAAUACUAAUAUCAAUGGUUUGAUUAAUAAUACCAAUAAUGGUCUGAAUAGUAAUAGUAAUAAGUGUAGCAAUAAGUGUAAUAUUUGCGAUGAAUUGUUUCAAUCGAUGGGCCAAUUGGCGGAACAUAAGCUGAAAAAGCACUGUAUAUUCGGUGCCUCGCAAAGCCUGCAAUGCCUUCAAUGUCACGCUAAGAUCAAUACCAAAGAUGAUUAUAUGAAACACUUUGUUGAACACAAUAACAUCAAUAAGUCGACCGAUUCUUCGUCGCUGAACGCAUUGUUUCCAGUCGUUUGUGUUAUUUGUAAGCAAACACUGAUGAGUGAACUGGAGAUUGAUUUGCAUGCGAGCUAUCAUUGCGACCAACACUCCAAUCAUUCAAACCAUUUGAAUGACAGCACAAAUGAUAUGCAUUCCCAGAAUAGCCAUACCAGAGAUGCCACGAGUCCUGUUGUCACUGAGUCUAAACUCAAUUCAAUUAAGACUGAAUCCCAAACACUGGCCAUUAGUCCCGAGAAAAGCAUUAUUGCGCCCAAAUUGGAGAACAAUAGCAUAGAAUCGGCGGACGAUUUAACGGUUACUAAUAAGAGAUAUCAAUGCAUUAAAUGCCAGGAAUCAUUCAGAAGCGAGGCUGAGAUUAAAGAUCACGUUCACCAGCAUAUGUUGAACGAGGGCUCCAUUGAGUGCAAGCUCUGCGACAAGGAGUUUGACAGUCCGGCCAAACUUCAGUCCCAUUUAAUUGAACAUAACUUUAAUGGUGGCGAUGAGUAUAAGUGCCACUUAUGUAAGUCUAUAUUUAAUGGCUCGCAAUCACUUCAGGCACACAUGUUUGAUGAACACCUAAAUGAUCGGCCAUUUUCUUGCGGCCAGUGUUCACUCAAGUUCUGGUUUCCCACAGAAUUGGAUAAUCACUCAAUGGCUGAGCAUCAGGAGAGCGAUGAAGACAUCGAUUGCGACAACUGCUCAGAGGUAUCCAACGACGAUAUCAUCAGCGCUUCAGAAGACAGGUUUAAGUGCAUAGAGUGUGACAAAGAAUUCCCAUUGGAAUCGCAUCUUAAGCUACAUCUCAAGUCAUCUCAUCAUCAGUUGGCGACACAUUUGGAUAAUCAAACCAUUAAUGAGAAGCGUUUUUCGUGUAAUAUUUGUGGCAAAAAGUUUGCGCGAAAAGAGGCCCGAAAAUUACAUUACAAAUCACAUCAUUGA